Schistosoma rodhaini is the source of this 928-nucleotide messenger RNA. The record is from the annotation of a GenBank genome assembly. Lineage: Eukaryota; Metazoa; Platyhelminthes; Trematoda; Strigeidida; Schistosomatidae.
AUGGCCAUUUCACCUCGUCUUAUUGAAUAUGGGUUGAAAGCUGCUGGGAUUAUCACUGCUGUUUUAUGCUUUUCAAUGGGAGUUGUUUGCAUGAUCUCCAUAUCAGCGCAGUGCAUUAUUGGUGGACUUUUCCUAAUUUUAAUUGGUAUAGUCGUCAUAAUAUUCGAAGCACCAAUAUGUUGUUCCAUGAUACCUCAAUUGCAUAAAUUCAAUGAAUUCAUUGAAAAACGAUCCCCGAUUGAAAAGUCGAUUUUCUAUGGAAUUGCAGCCAUUUUACCAAUGAGUUUAUGUUUUGGGAUUUCUACACUAUUUUGUGGAUUAGCUUUGGCUGGAUGUUGUGCAUUCAAUGUCUGGAGAAUUUUUAAAGAAAGACGCGAUGGACAAGCAAAUCCAGUUGGCGUUGGUUCUGACCAUCAUACUCAAUAUGCUGCAGGUGAAUCACAACCUUCAACGUUUCAAGGUGGAUAUGGUGGGCAACCAGGAUUUAGGGAUCAGUUAAUUGAAAAAGCUGCUGUCGGUGCUGUAAAAGGUGUGAUUAGUGGUCCUGGAAGUGGUGGUUAUCCAGGAACAGGUUAUUCCGUCAACACUCAACAUUUCAUGACACCAGUGAUGUCUUUUUCAAUCCGUACAUGGCUGAAGUCCACUAAAGUGUUAACGGUAUCACUUAUCUAUGGAAGUUUGCAUCUUUGAUAUACGUAAAAGGAUAAAGGUAGGUCAUUGUGAAGCCUCCGCACAAAAUUUAGUUCUUAAAAUGGUUUAUUAACUUUUACUAUCAGUCUUUAAAAUCUUGUGACCGUCUUUCCUAAGACUGAAAUCUCAGUUCAGAUUGAAUUAAUACAAAAUAUCUUAGGAAGCGUUACCCAGUUUGACUAACGUAUGUCUUGAUAUCAGUUAUUUUUGAUCAAACAACUAUAAUAUACAUGAUAAA